Molecule: messenger RNA, 3018 nt
Organism: Salmo salar (Atlantic salmon)
Lineage: Eukaryota; Metazoa; Chordata; Actinopteri; Salmoniformes; Salmonidae
Product: sodium-dependent neutral amino acid transporter B(0)AT2
Biological process (GO): sodium ion transmembrane transport; nitrogen compound transport; amino acid transport
Cellular component (GO): plasma membrane
Source: RefSeq, a predicted model, not a curated record
CCCAAAACGUGCGUGUUUUCUUCUGCGAGGUCUCUGAAAUUGGAUUAGAAUCGUUUAAUAAAUUAUAGCAACUAUAUCUAUUUUUGUUAGCUUGAUCCCAUUUCGAACUCAACACUGGGGAGGUUUGUAGCGGCGGCAUUGAUGGUAACGUUACUAGAUUUGGUGGAUGCCACAUGUUUAGAGCUAGCUAACUAGGAUUGGAGUUGUUCUUUUUACGUCGCUGACGGUCCUUACCCUAGGUAGAUUCACUGGAAACACUUUAUUUAACAUCCAGUAGGUCAGAUGGAGAAACCUCCCCUGCCCCAUGAAGAUGACACAGUAGUGACACGAGAUUCUCUGCUGUGUAGCUUGGCUGGUGAGGGUAGUCAGGAGGGUGUAGUGGAGCCCCCGGCUCGGGAUGGCUGGGACAGUAAAGUGGAGUAUUUCCUGGCUCAGGUGGGGUUCAGCGUUGGCCUGGGCAAUGUGUGGAGGUUCCCAUACCUCUGCCACCAAAAUGGAGGAGGGGCCUUUCUUCUCCUGUACGUGCUGCUUAUGAUCCUAGUGGGUAUUCCCCUGUUCUUCCUGGAGCUGGCGGCUGGCCAGUCCAUCCGGCAGGGCAGCAUCGGGGUGUGGAAGCACAUCUCUCCUAAGCUGGCAGGGAUCGGCUACUCCAGCUGUGUGGUGUGUUUCUUUGUUGCUCUCUACUACAAUGUGAUCAUCGGCUGGAGCCUGUUCUACUUGGGGAACUCUUUUCAGUACCCUUUACCUUGGGAAGAGUGUCCUGAACAUGGUAACACAACUGUGGAGGAAUGCACAGCCAGUAGUCCCACCACUUACUUCUGGUUCCGGAAGGCUCUAAACAUUACUGACUCCAUCGAAGAGACGGGCGAGUUUAACCCCGUCAUCACCUGCUGCCUGCUUGCUGCCUGGACCAUCGUCUGCAUGGGCAUGUUCAAGGGCAUCAAGUCUUCUGGCAAGGUGAUGUAUUUCUCCUCGAUCUUUCCCUACGUCGUGCUGCUGUGUUUCCUCAUCAGAGGGCUGAUGCUGGAUGGGGCUGCAGAGGGCAUCAAGUACAUGUUCUACCCUAAGCUGGAGAUCUGGGGUGAGGUGCAGGUGUGGCGCCAGGCGGCCACGCAGGUCUUCUUUGCUCUUGGCCUGGGCUUUGGCUCGGUCAUUGCCUAUUCCUCCUACAACCCGCACAGCAACAACUGCCACCGUGACGCCCUCACUGUUUCCACCAUCAACUUCCUCACCUCCGUCCUCGCCUCGCUGGUGGUGUUCGCCGUGCUGGGCUUCCGCGCCAGGGAAGUCGCCAUGCGCUGCGUGACACGUAACUUGGAGAAGCUGUCUGAGCAGUUUUCCGUGGGGCCCCUUGACCGGGACCUGCUACCCGGGUUUAACAUCUCUGACCCCAGUUUGGUACCACUGGAGGCCUACAGGGAUUGGUUCACGGCUCACGGAGCCAAGGUCCCUGGCAACCUCACCGACUGCAGCCUAGAGGAGGAGAUGAACAAGGGUGUGGAGGGCACAGGUCUGGCAUUCAUAGCCUUCACAGAGGCCAUGACUCUGUUCCCGGGCAGUCCCUUCUGGUCGGCCUUGUUCUUCCUCAUGCUGCUCAACCUGGGCCUCAGCACCAUGUUCGGCACCUUGGAGGGCAUCCUCACACCCCUCACCGACAACUUCAAAGUGCUGAAGCGCCACAAGACCAAGCUCACAGUGUUUAGCUGCAUCGUCGGCUUCCUGAUUGGCAUGCUGUUCACGCAGCGCUGUGGGAACUACUUUGUAAUGAUGUUUGACGACUACUCCGCCACCCUGCCCCUCAUCAUCGUGGUGGUGUUUGAGUGUUUCAGCGUGUCCUGGGUGUACGGCGCUGACCGGUUUCUUGAUGACAUAGAGAAGAUGCUGCACUGGCGCCCCCCUGUGAUUUAUAAGUACCUGUGGAAGUACGUGUGUCUGCUGGCCAUGCUGGGGCUGCUGGGAGCUAGCCUGCUGAGGAUGUGCUUCAAACGGCCCACCUACACCGCCUGGAACAGACAAACGGCCUCAGAGGUGACUCUGGACUACCCUGACUGGGCCCUGGCUGUCCUGGCUGUCCUGAUAAUUUUCGCCACAUUGCCAGUCCCCAUGGGGUACAUCCACUCCACCCUGAGGAGCAGAACUAGACACAACUUCUUAGGAAGUGGCACCGACACAGGGGCUGUAUACACCAAGUGCAGCACCGUGGAGUGCGACACCCCGGUAGCCGAUCUAUUGGACAAACACCUGGAAAGGAACGGCAUACCCAAUGAUUCUCCCUCCCCAUUGGCUGAGGAGAACCUCAGACUCCUCCCACAGAGGGAAGGAGUGGAGGAUAUAGAGGAUUCAACCGACUUGUGAGGGGGAGGAAACAAGGAGAAAACAGACUAAAACUAAGGACUAAAAUAGGGAAAUAUGAGCUGCUAGCUUGCAUGAUGUCAGCUAUAACAUCGUGGGACCAUGGAAGAAUGUGUAUUGAUUGAACAAUUUAUAUUUUUAAGCUGAAAUUACUUGUUUUAAAGAUUGUCUGCUUUCAGAUUUUCUCAAUUUUAAAUGAUUUGAAUGCAGCCAUUUUGGGUUACAUUUCAAUUUUUUAUGCAGUAAGCCAAAAGUGAACAACUUUUUCAGUAGUUGUCAUUAGUGGUUCGUAAGUGAGGUAAUAUGUUGCUGAGACGUUGCCUCAAAUGUUUAAAUCUUCAGCCCACCUCAGGUGUUUUUCCACACUGUUGCUUUUUAACAUCCCACACUUGGUUACAUGGACUAGAGAACUCUUAAGGACUGGAAUGUUCCCUUCCAGCACAGGUUGGCUGGGAAUUGUUCCUUUCACUGUAAAAGUAGGAAAAGUUACACAGACCGCCCCUGUUAAAUGUCCUCCAAAUAUGUGUUGAGGUAACUUGGUGAAUGCAGGUGCAUGCAUACAGUGGGGGGGAAAAGUAUUUGAUCCCCUGCUGAUUUUGUACGUUUGCCCACUGAUAAAGAAAGGAUCAGUCUCUAAUUUUAAUGGUAGGUUUAUAUGAACAGUGA